GUGAUGUUGAACAAGAGCUCCAGUGCUACGGGAGUUCGUGCAGCGUACUUUUCACACGAGAAAAUAGAGUGUGUAGUUCAAAUUCUUCUAAAAGAUGAGGACAGACAACCGCAGAUUGUUAUGGGAAGACUGGUUGGCAAUCGCUGUAUAUUUUGUUUUUACGAUUGGCCUCGGUCUGGCGGUGAAAUUUCGACGAAGAACGAGACAAGAAUCGGCAGAAAGUUUCUUUUUAGCAGGUCGUUCCUUAGUUUGGUGGAUGGUUGGGGGAAGUAUUUUUGCAAGUAAUAUUGGUGGUACUCAUUUUAUUGGUAUUGCUGGUGAUGGUGCAGCGACAGGUAUUGCAGUCAUCUGCUACGAAUGGCAGGCUUGUUGGACUCUGUUGAUCCUGGGGUACUUCUUUGUUCCAAUUUAUUUAACAUCUGGGAUUUACACAAUGCCGGAAUACAUGCAGAAACGUUAUCAAAGCCAGUCGAUCCGCACGAUAUUAACGUUUAUAACUCUUGUGAGCUAUGUCUUUACCAAAAUAUCGAUUGAUAUUUACGCUGGCAGUGUGUAUUUUCGAGAGGCGACAGGAUGGAAUAUUUAUAUAUCAGCAUUUGUUGUCCUGAGUAUUACAGCUGUUUAUGUCAUUGUUGGUGGUCUUGAAGCGGUCACAUUCACAGAUAUUUUACAAGUCAGCAUUAUGUUAAUUGGCGCCAUCAUACUCACUAUAUUAGGUUUUAAUGAGGUAGGUGGUAUUGAUAGGUUAUGGGAAGAAUAUCCCAAAUCGUUUGGUCGCCACUGGCGUGAAGUAGAGAAUGUAACCAUCAAUGGCACGACGCAGGGGGGUUAUGGUAAUUCAUCAAGUUGCUAUGGCCUUACUCCGUAUUGGGCAAAUAUGUUUCGUCCUUUUGAUGAUCCGGACUUUCCAUGGUUUGGACUCUGGUUUGCUCUGCCGAUUGUCGAGAUCUGGUACUGGUGCACAGAUCAGGUGAUGGUUCAACGUGCCUUGGCAGCGAAGAAUGUCGUGCACGCAAAAGGCGGAACAAUCUUUGCCGGAUUUCUUAAGAUAUUGCCCAUGUUUAUUAUGGUUUUUCCUGGAAUGAUCAGUCGUGUUCUGUACAAAGAUGACGUAGCUUGUCCUGAUGCCGAGAGUUGCAAGAAAGCUUGUGGAAAUGAGUUGGGAUGUUCCAAUUUAGCUUAUCCCAGGUUGGUAUUCAAUUUGUUACCAACAGGGAUGGUUGGGAUCAUGAUGGCGGUAAUGUUGGCAGCUGUAAUGUCCUCGUUAUCUUCAGUGUAUAAUAGUGCCAGCACCAUAUUUACUAUUGAUAUUUGGCAACGGCUAAGACCAAGGGCAAGUGACAGAGAAAAACUAAUGGUUGGCCGUGUUAUUGUGGCUGUCCUCGUAAUACUGGGACUAGUAUGGAUGCCUUUGAUCGAAAGGGGAGGUAGUGGUAAGCUUUUCCGCUACAUUCAAACUAUCAAUUUUCUCCUUGGCUCGCCUAUAAUGGCUAUAUACUUCGUUGGAAUGCUUUGGCCUCGAGCCAAUGAGCCUGGGGCCUUGGGAGGCUUCAUCAUGGGCGUAUUAUUAGCUGCAGCGAGGUUUGCAACAGAAUACAUUUAUGCUGCUCCAGGGUGUGGUGAGGACGAUACACGACCAACCUUUGCCUCCAUUAACUACAUGUACUUUGGAAUCAUUCUAUUUCUUGUGACUGUGGCAACAAUUAUCAUACUUAGCUUGCUAACAAAACCUAUCCCGAGAGAAGAGCUGGAUGGCUUGACUUGGGUAACAUUGAAGAAUAAAACGACCUUGCAAAACAGUCACAAGGAAGGAAUCAAAGACAGCAAGGUUCCAUCCUCUUUCGACAAAGAUAUAGAGUUGACAAAAUACAAGGAAUCGGCCGAUGAAACGUUCACACCAGACGCUUUUCAAAUCUCAUCAAGAGACCAUGAUGUUCUAUUUGAAAGUCGAAGAGAGAAACUAAUAUUAAAUAUUAGUUCAGUAAUUUUACUUCUGGUUCUUCUAUUCUUAUGGAUUUGGUAUCGUUAAACCAUUCUGUGACAACCUGGCGAAUAAUGAUUCAGUAUAAUGAAAUUUUGUUUUUUUUAUCUAUC
This is a messenger RNA of Dendronephthya gigantea, 2094 nucleotides long. RefSeq names its product sodium/glucose cotransporter 5-like. Gene Ontology annotation, molecular function: D-glucose:sodium symporter activity. Bases 95 to 2029 code for a protein of 644 amino acids. The record is from RefSeq and is a predicted model, not a curated record. Gene Ontology annotation, cellular component: plasma membrane. NCBI's taxonomy places the organism in Eukaryota, Metazoa, Cnidaria, Anthozoa, Malacalcyonacea, Nephtheidae. Gene Ontology annotation, biological process: transmembrane transport. The transcript has 15 exons.